AUGUCCAACAAAAAGAUCUCGCCUCAUCAGAUGCGAAAGAACCUGACCUAUGUCCAGCAAGGUCCCGAUUUUAUGCGUAUGCUGACCGGUCAGUCCGCUGACGCCGCCUACAAAGACCCUCGUAACCCCUACAAGAAACCUAUCGGAAUUGAAGCGAAAUUCCAGACGGACGACCCUAGUGACGACGAAGACGAAAACGCACACGAUCUGCUGAACGAACGGGAAGAAGAACGGCCUACAGUCGUGGUUCUGAAAGAUGGGAAGCAUCUGGAUGAACGGCAGGUCAGGAAUGUCUUGAAAAACCUCCCACCCGGGUUGUCAGAUCUAGAAAUUCAAAAGCGACUAGCCGAGGAGACAGAGAAAUUGAAUAACGGACCUAGUGACGACAACGAAGAAGAACAGGAAGAAGAAGAAGAGGAAGAUCAGGAUCCGGUUGACACCAAUGGGAAGAUCCUUUUCAGGAAACCCAAGGGGUCUAGGACCAAGAGUAAAAAGGAAUCCAUAACGUCGGCUAGCAGCAAGAAGAGCUUUGGAGAGACUUUGCUAGCAGAGGCAGAAGCUAAAGUGAACGCACUGAAACGGAAAUCUGGAGCGUCAUCGUCAGCGAAGUUGGCAACGGUGGUCAAAAAGGGCGACACCAGUAGUAAUAAUAAUAGUAGUAGUAGUGGUGGUGGUGGUGGUGGUGGUGGCGGACCGAAAGCGAAGAAGCAAAAGAGUGCAAAGGCAACUUCUUUAUUGAGUUUUGAUGAUGAAGAGUAA
This is a messenger RNA of Gamsiella multidivaricata, 759 nucleotides long. RefSeq lists its product as uncharacterized. NCBI's taxonomy places the organism in Eukaryota, Fungi, Mortierellomycota, Mortierellomycetes, Mortierellales, Mortierellaceae. The transcript has 2 exons. Bases 1 to 759 code for a protein of 252 amino acids. The record is from RefSeq and is a predicted model, not a curated record.